Messenger RNA from Dalotia coriaria, 2930 nucleotides. Its product is annotated as coiled-coil domain-containing protein 6. The record is from RefSeq and is a predicted model, not a curated record. NCBI's taxonomy places the organism in Eukaryota, Metazoa, Arthropoda, Insecta, Coleoptera, Staphylinidae. The transcript is spliced from 5 exons. The coding region runs from base 444 to 1688 and encodes 414 amino acids.
UCAAAGUACAAAAAUAUUCAUUUGUUCUGUUCAUUGUUUGUUCAGAUUGGUAAUCUGCGCGUUGCAAUUUACAGUAAUCACAGAAUAAUCAACAUUCAACGUUGUAUAUCAGUUUGACCCGUGCGACCGCAACCCGCACAACUCGCGACAGAUCCGCACGAUUUACACGGCUCCAGUUCAAUCGCAGUUAUCGCGCUGCAGUAAAGUCCUCUUCUCGACCAUCCUCGCUGUGUGUGUGGUCAACGCAGUGUCGGUGAGUCGGUGUCGCGCGCGUGCAUAAAAUCGCGUGUGAUUCAUGUCCAGCGCGCUCCACACGUUCGUCGACGUGCUGCAAGUGCAUCCCGCCGGACACAGGUAGGCCCCCCAGAAAUAACCGGACCCGGUGCUGAUAACGCCAGGCCAGUGACACACACGAUCCGGGCUUGAAAUUCCCCAUCGGCGAUAUGGCUGACUCUGCCAGCGAGUCUGACUCCAGCAGUAUUGAUGGUGGACCCAUCAUGAUGCCGCCCAGCCCCAUCACGCGUGAACAGCUGCAGAAACGCAUCGAGAGCCUGCAGCAGCAGAACCGCGUGCUGAAAGUCGAGCUGGAGACGUACAAGCUGCGCGUGAAGGCGCUCCAGGAGGAGAAUCGUGGUCUACGUCAAGCCUCCGUGAUUAUUCAAGCAAAAGCUGAACAAGAAGAAGAAUACAUCUCAAAUACACUGCUGAAGAAGAUUCAGGCGCUCAAAAAGGAAAAGGAGUCGCUCGCACAUCAUUACGAACGCGAAGAGGAAUGCCUCACGAAUGACCUCUCCAGGAAACUCACACAGCUCCGGCAGGAGAAGUGCAUUCUCGAGCAAACACUCGAACAAGAGCAGGAGUGCCUUGUGAAUCGUCUCAUGCGCAAAAUCGAGAAGCUCGAGGCCGAGACGCUCGCCAAACAAAGCAAUCUUGAGCAAUUGCGACGCGAAAAAGUCGAAUUAGAAAACACUUUAGAACAGGAGCAGGAGGCGUUAGUAAACAAAUUAUGGAAACGAAUGGAUAAACUCGAGGCGGAGAAGCGCAUGCUGCAGAUCAAGCUGGAUCAACCAGUGUCCGAUCCGACGAGUCCCCGAGACAUUAACAACGGCGACACGGCGAGUAAUCUUUCAGCGCACAUUCAAACACUGCGUUCGGAGGUAGCGCGUCUCCGAUCGCAACUUUCGAUCAGCCAGCAGGAACACACGCUGAAGAUGCAGCGUUACGCCCAGGAGGAGCGUAACAUUCGCGAGGAGAACCUGCGUUUACAGCGUAAGUUACAAUUGGAGGUAGAUCGACGUGAGGCGCUCUGUCGACACCUUUCCGAGAGCGAAAGUUCGCUCGAAAUGGAAGAGGAGCGACACUAUAACGAGCAGGUGUUGGGCGUGCGCCAACAUACAGUGAGUCCAGUGCCGUACAAUCCGUCGCCGAGUCAAAGUCGUCCGCUAAGUCCAGGUUUUCCGCUGCAAGCACCAUCACCGCGUGAUUCUCUAAUUGUUUCGGCGUCGCGCUGUCAUAGUUGCGGGCAGCUGCAACCGCCCGCCGUCUGCGUGCCGCAGAAUCUCCACGCGGCCAACUCCAACUCGCCGCCAGCGCCGCCCCAUCGGCGCACCGGCGAGCGUUUCAUCAAGCCGGCCAUACCAGCGCCACAGCCCGCCAGCCCGAUGGACACCACCGUGAACAAAGAGUGAGAGUGCUGCGCCUUCUCCGACCAACAACAAGAUAAAAAAUCUAUGCUAACAAAGCACACACAUCUACACACACUCACACACAUGCAUACUACACUAAUAACAGACACAGAAAUCAUCGACUCAUAUUUCUAUUUUGAAGAUGCGCGCUUGGAUGAUGAUUUCUGUAGAAAUUCUCGCCCGUCAUGUUUGCAAUCGCUUCGGAUAUAAUUAACACUGUGUAGCUGGCUGUUGUUUUGCCUGUACUUAACGAUAAUGCGCGCCGGCGAAUCAGCUCAAGUUCAAUCGUCAAGUAUUGUAACUAUAAACACAAACAGAAACGUGAUGAAAAUUGAUUCGAAUUGUCGGGCCGCAAUCAAAUUGCCUCGAGCCUCGAGUUUGCGCGCUAAUCAUGUAUUAUUAUCACUACAUAUUAUUAUUAUUAUUUCGUCUUACUUAGUAUUUUAUUAUUGUUUAUUGCACAUGGCGUUCUUUGUUUGUUGCGCGCUCGCGUUCUUUUUUUUUUUAAUGUUUAGCGGCUCUUGCGAUGAUGAUGAUGAUUUUUCUUUUGUAUUUGUUUCCGCCCGCAAGAGCUUGAAAUCUGUUCGUUUUUGUGAUGCUCUUGCAGCUAAAAACACUCUUAGGUAUACGCGUUACACUCCAUGAUAAUAUUGUCGUUGUUACCACAACACAACUAAAACAAAGAAGAAAAUUUUUGCGUCGUUGAUUAUCAAAUGAUCUAUCAUUUUUUAUAUUAUAAUGUAUGAGCUGAAAAUGGAUAUGGAUUUGUUUGACGCUUUUGUUUGCGCUAUAUAUCUUCGUUGAGGAAUUUGCACAUUCCAAGAGAGAAAAAAAACCUAGCAACAAAUUGUUAUUCAGAAAGAUGUAAAGUUUUGCGAUUUGCUUCGAUUUGCUAUUAUUAUUAUUAUUAUACAGAACUUUUCAAUGGUAAACGUAAGCACACACGCACUGUCUGUAUAUCAACACACUUGAAACUCUUAGGUACGUUUAACGUUUAAGCAGAUUUAAGCCGAGAACAGUGUCAAAAUUGAAGUGAUAUUAGCUGUUAAUCGUGUACAUCGGAGGCGUAUCGCUUUCGGAUUCAGAUGUGGCUGCGAUUACGAUUACUUGUGUGUGUGAUGUGCAUAUUCCAGGCUUGAAUCGUUGAGGAUUGUAGCGAGAGUAUUUUUCGGCUAUAAUUACAUACUAUUAACUGCUAAGUUUGUGUCAUUCGAAGAAAAGUGCAUAUUAUAUGAGUUAAGCAAA